Messenger RNA from Aspergillus ochraceoroseus IBT 24754, 543 nucleotides. RefSeq names its product translocation channel protein TIM22. The coding region runs from base 1 to 543 and encodes 180 amino acids. Gene Ontology annotation, biological process: protein insertion into mitochondrial inner membrane. The transcript is spliced from 3 exons. Gene Ontology annotation, cellular component: TIM22 mitochondrial import inner membrane insertion complex. Gene Ontology annotation, molecular function: transmembrane protein transporter activity. Lineage: Eukaryota; Fungi; Ascomycota; Eurotiomycetes; Eurotiales; Aspergillaceae. The record is from RefSeq and is a predicted model, not a curated record.
AUGAAUUUCCCAGGAACGACACCAACCCAGGCGACGCCUAUGGGUCUGGGUGGACUCGCCGGUGGCGGCAUGCAGGGCAUGACUGAACAGGAGCAAGCGAUGGUGAAAAUGAUGCAAUCGGGGAUGGAAUCGUGCCCGAUAAAAACCGUCAUCUCCGGUGGUAUGGGAUUUGGUCUUGGAGGUGUUUUCGGCUUGUUCAUGGCUAGUAUGUCCUACGACUCCACUUUCACACCGCAAGGCAAAGCCAUCGCCGACCUCCCGUGGCGCGAACAAGUCCGUCGCGGCUUCAAAGACAUGGGAUCGCGAUCUUGGUCGUCCGCGAAGAACUUUGGAAUCGUUGGUGCGCUUUACUCGGGUACGGAAUGCUGCAUUGAGGGGUUGCGCGCAAAGAACGACCUCACGAAUAGUGUGGCGGCUGGUUGUAUUACUGGUGGUAUUCUCGGUGCAAAGGCCGGCCCGCAGGCAGCGGCGGCGGGUUGUGUUGGUUUCGCAGCGUUUAGUGCCGCAAUCGAUGCUUAUAUGAGGAUGCCGUCGGAGGAGUAA